Fibroporia radiculosa is the source of this 582-nucleotide messenger RNA. RefSeq lists its product as uncharacterized. Gene Ontology annotation, cellular component: cytoplasm. The transcript is spliced from 7 exons. The coding region runs from base 1 to 582 and encodes 193 amino acids. NCBI's taxonomy places the organism in Eukaryota, Fungi, Basidiomycota, Agaricomycetes, Polyporales, Fibroporiaceae. Gene Ontology annotation, biological process: protein folding. The record is from RefSeq and is a predicted model, not a curated record.
AUGUCUAUCGAAGGAGAGGACUACGACAAACUAACCAAGGAGGAACGCGAAGCCCGAGACAUGGCUGAUCGCGCUCGUGAAGCAGCGGAGCAAGCCGCAUUGCCGUACAUCUGGAGGCAGGAGUUGGGUGAAGUCGAUGUGGUUGUGCCUGUGCCCAAGGGUACUCGUGGAAAAGAUCUUACUGUGAUCAUUCAAAAGAAGAAAUUAAGUGUCGGGCUCAAGGGUAAGGAACCCAUCAUGGGGGGAGAACUGUCGAAGGAGAUAAAGGUCGAGGAGAGUACCUGGACAAUUGAGGACCAGGAGGAGGUCCAUAUUCAUCUCGAGAAGCUCAACAAACAGCAGUGGUGGGAGAACGUCCUCACCCAUCAUCCCAAGAUCGACACAACAAAAAUCCAACCUGAAAACAGCAAACUCAGCGAUCUCGACGGGGAGACCAGAGGAAUGGUGGAGAAGAUGAUGUUUGACAAUCAACAAAAGCAAAUGGGCAAGCCAACGUCAGAUGAGAUCAAGAAAAUGGAAACUCUCAGGAAGUUCCAGGAAGCACAUCCGGAGCUUGACUUCUCGAACGCCAAAAUCUCAUGA